Messenger RNA from Paramisgurnus dabryanus, 1016 nucleotides. Its product is annotated as uracil nucleotide/cysteinyl leukotriene receptor-like. Gene Ontology annotation, cellular component: plasma membrane. Gene Ontology annotation, molecular function: G protein-coupled receptor activity. NCBI's taxonomy places the organism in Eukaryota, Metazoa, Chordata, Actinopteri, Cypriniformes, Cobitidae. The record is from RefSeq and is a predicted model, not a curated record. Gene Ontology annotation, biological process: phospholipase C-activating G protein-coupled receptor signaling pathway; positive regulation of Rho protein signal transduction.
AUGGACAUAUUCACCUACAUCAACUCUUCUCUGCUCAUCAAUCAUCGCCCUCUGAACUCAUCUCAGACCGAUAAGACUGUGUUCGCCAGCUGUGCAGACAUACCAGCAGCCCUUAUCUUCUACCUGUCAUUGCAGUUUCUCAACAUGUUCCUGGGCAUCCCAGCCAAUGUAAUGGUUCUGUGGCUCAUUCAGAAGAAGAGACGCGAGUCGUCCACAUCAGACAUAUUCAUCGCCCAUCUUGCUGUGCUAGACAUGUUCUUCUGUCUUAUUCCUCCUUUGAAUUUUGCAAGCAUUGUCUAUUUCACUACCAGCAGCAACUGGUACGCCCUGCGGUUUUUCUACGGUGUCAAAGACUUUUCGCCCCUUUUCUUGUCCUGUAUCUCUUUAGACAGGUAUAUGGCUGUAAUGCAUCCCAUUAUCUUCACCAAACUAAAGGACACAUGGCAUCGGCCUGUUUCCGUUGGUGUCUCGUGGUUUUUGAUUUUGUUGCACUCUGCAGGGAAGUGUGUAGGAACCAUUCCAGACUUUGAUAGAGUUUUCACCGUCAUGAUCCUUGCCGUAUUCGUCUUCAUGGUGUUCUGUAACAUCUCCAUUCUUUGGGCUCUAAGACAGUCGGCACCAGGACGAGACAAGACACACCCUAUCAAGAAAAAGGCCUGUAAGAUGGUGGUCAUCAUUCUGAUGAUCAUUGUCUUUAGCUACUUGCCACCUGUGGCUCUCUUUCCAUUCAAAGACUAUUUUUCUCCAGACAUCUUCGAAUGCUCCGUACAAUACAUCGCCUAUGGCUUCAUGGACGUUAGUAGUAUCUCCCAGCCGAUUUUAUAUCUGUCCCAGGGAAAACUGCCCGCGGCUCUGGCGUGCUGCUGUGGUGGCGUGGAGAAUGACACUGAACGUGCUAAUGCAGAUAGUCCUGCAAAUGCCUGAUGCUGUAAAACACCAGUGACACCAGAUUAAUUAGAUCAUUAGAGAAACCUAAUAUAUGUAAAUGCAGUUUCACAAAUGUGACACAAUCUUUG